This is a messenger RNA of Hermetia illucens (black soldier fly), 596 nucleotides long. RefSeq names its product probable 28S ribosomal protein S16, mitochondrial (gene mRpS16). Bases 103 to 540 code for a protein of 145 amino acids. The transcript is spliced from 2 exons. The record is from RefSeq and is a predicted model, not a curated record. Gene Ontology annotation, biological process: mitochondrial translation. NCBI's taxonomy places the organism in Eukaryota, Metazoa, Arthropoda, Insecta, Diptera, Stratiomyidae. Gene Ontology annotation, cellular component: mitochondrial small ribosomal subunit; ribosome. Gene Ontology annotation, molecular function: structural constituent of ribosome.
ACGAGCCGGGACAGACGAUGUCAAUGUUUGACAUUUGGUUUGGUUGGGAGUAGGUGUCCGUGGGCUCCUGUUCGGCGCGAAUAUUCUCAGACUUCUGUAGACAUGUCAAUACCUUUAGCGUUAGCCAGUGGGACUGGCCGUUUCUAUAAACAUUCUGCAAAGAUAAUCAGAUUCGCCCGUCAUGGAUGCACGAAUAGGCCGUUUUUCCACAUUGUUGUUAUGGAGCGCCGAAAGGCUCAGCACCAGCCGGUGAUCGAGCAGUUGGGGACUUACGAUCCAUUUCCAAAUGAACACGAGGAGCAUCUCGUCGCGUUCAAUUUCGAGCGAAUCCGUUACUGGUUGGGCAAUGGAGCACAUUUGUCUACGCCUGUCGCGGAGCUCCUGGGAAUCGCCGGAUUGCUACCCAUCCACCCGCGGACCUACAUGACAGCUUGGAGGAAUCGAAGGGCCGCCGAGGAAGCUGCCGCUAAAGCCAGUGAAAGUGGGGCGGACGCGAAUAAAGCACCAGAGAGCAAAGAGGGUGGAAGCGGUACGAGUUAGUGUUAUUAGGGUUUGAUGUUUCGUUUGUAUGUAGUUAAUAAAAGGAUCUAAAAGUA